Lactuca sativa (garden lettuce) is the source of this 2193-nucleotide messenger RNA. RefSeq lists its product as uncharacterized. The record is from RefSeq and is a predicted model, not a curated record. Gene Ontology annotation, molecular function: protein dimerization activity; DNA binding. NCBI's taxonomy places the organism in Eukaryota, Viridiplantae, Streptophyta, Magnoliopsida, Asterales, Asteraceae.
AUGGCUUCUAAAGGAGCACGAAAUGAUCCAGCUUGGGAUCAUAGUGAAGAGGUACAAGUACCUGGAGAGGGUGCCAAAAAAGGUUACAAAUAUCUCAAGUGUAACUAUUGUAGCAAGGUCAUCAAAGGGGGGGUAAAACGAAUGAAGGAACAUCUUGCUGGAUCACGAAAAGAUGCUGCACCUUGUGUAAACGUGCCCGACAUAGUAAAGGAAGAAAUGAAACAAUAUCUAAAAGCAUAUCAAGAUCAGAAAUUCACUAAGCAACUUAAUUUUGAGGAAAAUGUGGGUUGUGGAUCAUACCAUAUGAGCAAUAGCAAUAACAAUGUUAUGGGUGCAAAUUCUAGUCCUAGUGUUAGCACCAAGGGGGUUAGAGGCCCGAUAGACCAUUAUAUGGAGAUUCCACUUGAUGAUGACCAAGGGACAGUAGCGGUUGAGAAGAUGACACCAGCGAAGGCUAAAGAACACCGCAAUAGAGUUUGCUUGGAUAUUGGGCGAUGCUUUUAUGAGAAUGGGAUGCCAUUUAAUAUUGCAUCGAGUCCGGCUUUUGUAAAUAUGGUGCGUUCAAUUGGUAAUUAUGGUCGUGACUUAAAACCUCCUUCGGCACACGAGUUGGGCACUUGGAUUUUAAAAGAAGAAGUCAAGACAACCACUACAUUUGUUGAUGACAUAAAAGCUACAUGGAAGCAAACAGGAGUUUCAUUGUUAUCAGAUGGCUGGUCCGAUAUUAGAAACAGAAGCUUGAUUAACUUUCUUGUGAACAAUCAAUAUGGGACAGUCUUUUUGAAAACUGUUGAUGCGUCAGAUUGCAUAAAAAAUGCACAAAAGUUGUUCGAGCUACUUGAUGGUGUUAUUGAGGAAAUCGGUGAAGAUAUUGUCAUUCAAGUGAUCACAGAUAAUGCAAGCGCGUACAAAGCUGCUGGUACUUUGUUGAUGGAGAAGCGAAAACAUUUAUAUUGGACUCCGUGUGCUGCUCAUUGCAUAGAUUUGAUGCUUGAGAAGAUUGGAGGGUUGCCACAAAACAAAAAUGCUUUACUUAAGGCGAAAAAAGUAAGCAAUUUUAUUCAUAACCAUCAAUGGGUUUUGAGCUUAGCAAGAAAGUUUGCAAAGAAAGAUCUUCUUCGCCCUGCUGCCACCCGAUUUGCCACUGCAUUUUUGACACUACAAAGCAUGUACGAGUUGAAACAACCAUUACAACAGAUGUUUGUUUCAACUGAGUGGUCAAAUUGUGCUUGGGCUAAGAAGUCGGAUGGAAUAGCUGUCAAGAAGAUUGUCAUGGAUGAAGUUUAUUUUUGGCCAAGUGUGGUUUAUUCAAUGAAAACCACAAAGCCUCUGGUUCAUGUUUUGAGACUUGUUGAUGGUGAAAAAGAACCAGCAAUGGCUUAUAUUUAUGGUGCUAUGGAUGAAUGCAAGGAAAAGAUUGCCAAAAAUUUUGAUGGGGAUGUGGGUUCUUAUAAGGAAAUAUGGGACAUUAUUGAUGAAAAAUGGGAGAAUCAAAUGCACCGUGACUUGCAUGCAGCGGCUUAUUUCUUGAACCCGCGCUAUAGGUGGAGUCCCGAUGUUUCCCGACAUCCCGAGAUAAAAAUGGGUUUGUAUAGGUGCAUGGAAAGACUCUUGGAUCAAGAAACUAAUGAAAAGGUUGAUUCACAGCUCGAUGAGUUUAAGUACAAGAGAGGGUUGUUUGGAUAUAAUGCGGCUUUAACAUCAUACCUUAAACGGCCUCCGGUUGAAUGGUGGGAUAACUUUGGAGAGAGUGUGCCCGAGCUCAUGAUGUUUGCAACAAAAAUAUUGGGUCUAACUUGUUCCGCUUCAGCUUGCGAAAGGAAUUGGAGUACAUUUAAUCAAGUACACACAAAGAGAAGGAACCGGUUGACUACGAGUAAAAUGAAUAGCUUGGUGUACAUUAUGUACAACAAGAAGUUGAAGAGAAAGUUUGUCUCAAAGAAGAAGCUAGGAGAGGAUGAUGAUCCUUUGAUUGUUGAGGAAUUGCCAUCUGAUGAUGAAUGGUUAGCCGACCCAAGUAUUGAAGAUGAUGAGAAUAGUGAAGAAGUUGGAAUGGAUGAAGUUGCAACAGAAGUUGGAACAAGUGCAAGUUCUAGUUCAAAAAGGAGGAAAGGUGUUCAACUAAAUCUGGUUGAUGAAGAUGAUGAGCUCGAUGGUCAAACGGAAGAUGAUGAUGACCUUGGUUUAUGUUGA